This is a messenger RNA of Octopus sinensis (East Asian common octopus), 1177 nucleotides long. Its product is annotated as vitellogenin-like. Gene Ontology annotation, biological process: lipid transport. Gene Ontology annotation, molecular function: lipid carrier activity. The coding region runs from base 60 to 851 and encodes 263 amino acids. The transcript has 7 exons. NCBI's taxonomy places the organism in Eukaryota, Metazoa, Mollusca, Cephalopoda, Octopoda, Octopodidae. The record is from RefSeq and is a predicted model, not a curated record.
GUUCUUCAGUCCUUGACUCCUGGUGCUGAGUGUUAAUACCCCAUCAGUUCUCAAAGACGAUGCAGCCUGCUUAUUUCGCUUUCCUCGCUGCUCUUGUAGCUCUUGGACAGGCAGGUCCAAUCCAGAUAAGAGGUGGCCGUGACCAGACAACUUGUGCCAAAAUAUGCACAGGAAACCACAAGUUCAACUACAAACAAGGAAUCGCCUACAAAUAUGAAUACGCCAUCACCUCUGCGACCCUGAUGAAGGGCGCCUCCAGUGAUGAACCAACGAUAUCAAUAAGGGCCAAAGUGGAGAUUGAACCUGUGUCCAAAUGUGACUUCAUCAUGAGGAUCACAGAAGCCACUCUCCUUAAAGUUAAAGAUGCUUCGAAAAGCACCCGAUUCCAGGAAGAACUUACGGCACAUUCUUUGAGAUUUGCCUACCAGGAUGGCAUAAUCGAAGCUGUCUGCCCAGCAUCAGGGGAAUCAACAUGGGCCUUGAACAUGAAACGAGGUUUUUUGUCAGGUUUCCAGAACUCCAUGGAUACCCUCGAAGCAGGCACCGACGUAUACGAGACUGAUGUUGUAGGAACUUGCAUGACCUCGUACAGCCUACCGGAGGGCAAAGACAAAGCUGGAAGAAUUACAAAAGAGAAGGACCUCCUCAGUUGUACGAACCGAGAACAUUAUAAUAUUGCCAUGCAGUCUGUGAUGUACAAUUCUCAUUCUAAAGUGAACUCUCUACCACUUCUCAAGGGUACUUAUAUGUGCCAUCAGACAGUAGAUCCAUCAUCAAAGAUUUUGCAAGAGUCAGAAUGUAAAGAAGAACAUGUCUUCAGACCUUUUCCAAUGGUGACAGUGGAGCAAUGAACACAGUAACUCAAUCUUUGGUAUUCACAGGCGUUCGCAAACCAGAGCGCACUGCAGAGGAAGGUUUCAGUUACAGAACCACAUUACUCUUUGGACAUGAACAUUAUACAGUCAACCAACAUGAAACUAAACAAGAAAUUCAAGCCAACCUUCUGGAUUUCUGUAAAAACAUGGAUGCAUCUAUUGUUAAAGGAUUUACCGAGAAGAUGAAUGAAUUGAUUGAAUACGUUAAACAGGCAGAUUAUGAGACACUCCGAAAGGUUUACAACACAAUCUCCAGGAACAGCUUCUGCCAAAAGAAGACUGAACAAACCAAGUUAGUAAUU